AUGCACGAUUUCCACUCAAAGGAAAAUGGGGCUGAAGGUGUUGAUUUCAUUGCUGUAUCUUUUGUCAAGUCUGCUGAAGUGAUCAAUCACCUUAAAAGCUAUAUUGCAGCACGGUCUCGCGAUAUUUCUGUUGUGGCAAAGAUAGAGAGUAUGGACUCUCUAAAGAACUUGGAAGAGAUCAUCCUUGCAUCAGAUGGAGCAAUGGAAGCAAGAGGUGACCUAGGUGCUCAGAUACCAUUGGAACAGGUCCCAUCAGCCCAGCAAAAGAUUGUUCAAGUAUGUCGGCAGCUAAAUAAGCCAGUCAUUGUUGCUUCUCAACUACUCGAAUCUAUGAUCGAGUAUCCUACACCCACUAAAGCUGAAGUGGCUGAUGUUUCUGAAGCCGUGAGGCAGCGAGUUGAUGCUCUGAUGCUUUCUGGUGAGUCAGCUAUGGGCCAGUUCCCAGAUAAGUCAUUAGCUGUUCUCAGAAGUGUCAGUUUGAGGAUCGAGAGGUGGUGGAGGGAAGAGAAACGUCAUGAACCUAUGUUACUCCCAGCUAUUGGAUCAUCAUUUUCAGACAGUAUAUCGGAGGAGCUUUGUAUUUCUGCUGCCAAGAUGGGUAAGCAUUCUUUGAUUGAUAUCUGUUAUUAGCUUUGGUAAAUAUGUUUGUGAUUCAGCUGAAGGACUUGUCCAGUUGGUUGGUACUCUUUGUUCUGUGGUAUGAAGCUCGCUGAGUUGGUUGCAUAUAUCACAUAACAUACAUGCAGUAGAUGUGCAUUGAAUGUCUCGAUAAGAAGUCUUGUUUUCUGCUAGAAUGAAUUUUGCACCAGAUUUUCUAAUGAAUUGAUUUUACAACAACCUUUGUGUAGAAAGAUUAUGUAACAAAUUCAACAAACUAACAAAACCC
This is a messenger RNA of Rosa chinensis, 886 nucleotides long. Its product is annotated as pyruvate kinase isozyme A, chloroplastic-like. The transcript has 2 exons. Lineage: Eukaryota; Viridiplantae; Streptophyta; Magnoliopsida; Rosales; Rosaceae. Gene Ontology annotation, cellular component: cytoplasm; chloroplast stroma. Bases 1 to 630 code for a protein of 209 amino acids. Gene Ontology annotation, molecular function: pyruvate kinase activity; magnesium ion binding; potassium ion binding. Gene Ontology annotation, biological process: glycolytic process. The record is from RefSeq and is a predicted model, not a curated record.